Molecule: messenger RNA, 5106 nt
Organism: Brassica rapa (field mustard)
Lineage: Eukaryota; Viridiplantae; Streptophyta; Magnoliopsida; Brassicales; Brassicaceae
Source: RefSeq, a predicted model, not a curated record
AUUUCUCUCUCGGGCCCGAAAAUCGAGAAGCCGACAAACAUCAUCUCUCUCGACGCCGGUGAGGCCUCUGGCCGCCGGCGUCGGGCCCUAAACUCUAUCUCCUGCUACUCAUCGUCUUCAAGUCGCUCACCACCAUGUUCUAAUCGUUUCCGCCGCUCGUGGCUUCGUUUCGGAGUCUGGGGCUCCGGAUCCGUGACCUUCUUGGGGUCUCCCUGCUUCUCCAUCAUGCCGGUCAGCUUCAGUCACCCCCAAACCUUUAAAUCUACGCCUCGACAGUGUCGUCGGCCGUUUCCACCUUCUCUACCACAUUUAGUGCCCGGUCGCGGUAAUCUAUACCCUUGUGUAUGUGGGGUUCCACUGUUUUCCAAGGAUUCAGUACCGAUAUCGUGCUACCUGAUAAGGUCGAGCCACUCCCGAACUUCUCCCACCAGAUCCAGCUUGACAAACGCAGAAGUUGACGGUCCUCUCCGGGAUUCCGAGGAGAUCCACUGUGCCGCUCUUCCUCUCUGUUUGUUUGUAGGACCCAUCUUCUCUGGUGGUCCAAGCUCGCCGCUUGCUGAAGCGCACCAUCCCUGGCUAGACGGCCGCGUAUCCAUCACCGCCGGAGUUUCCAUCCCUGACGUCUGUUUCCACUCGUUCCCGUCUCUCAAUCAAUCGUCUUGGGUUGGGCCAAGGGUGAUCACUAAUUGGGCCUGGACUGCUAAUCUCCCUUAUUGUUAUAGCCCACAAACCAGUUACACAGAACCAAGAAAUACGGUACUGCUUUUGAAGGUACCGACUGUACUGAUUUUAUUGAAAAAUGUGGUUUUGGUAUUGACUUGUUUGAUAAGGAUUUCCGGUGGGUUCACGGGGGCCUUACUUUUGCGUAUAAUAGCAUAUUAUCUUGUUAAGAAGAGUUUAUCGGUGGAUUCACCGAGACCGUUUCCAUUUCACUCUUGCUCGUCUUUUGAAGAGAGGACUUUUCCACCGUACCUUCUUCCCAUGGAAGAAGAUGUUUUCUCGGCUUCGCUGCCGAGCUUCGGCUUCAGCCUUAUCACCGGUUUGUUAUCUUGCGUAGCGGUCUGUACGGGGCCAGAAGAUGCAACCGAGAUUACCAUGUGUUGUCUCGCAGGUGAGGGUUGGCCCUCAACGUCACAUUAUGUGACUAAGUUUCAGCUGUCCGGCUCUGUCGGGUAUGCCCCAUCGACGCAUCCAAGCUUUGUCUUGAAUUCGCUGUCAUCUUCCUUUGAAGAUUUAUCUUUCUUAAUUUGGUCUGUUAUUGUAUCUUAUGCUUUUUAUCAAAGAGGAUGGAUAAUUCCCUCUAGUAUUUGUAUUCAAGAAAAUUGAUGAAUGAAAAUUAGUUGUGUUUCAAAAAAAAAGUAUAUCAGUUUCUUCAAUUAUUUCUGCAUUUGAGUUUAGCUAAACAUUACUAUGUCAAAAUAAUUUGAAGCAUGGUUGCAACUUGCAAUACAAUGAAAUAAUGCCUACAAAGAACCAAUGUUCCCUUGCAUAGCAAGAAAAAAAUAGAGACACUCCGUUGGAUACUGCUAAUAGGCUGAUAUAUAGAUAAUAACAUGUAUGCUUGAAUUGGGGUGCGAUCAUACCAGCACUAAUGCACCGGAUCCCAUCAGAACUCCGCAGUUAAGCGUGCUUGGGCGAGAAAAGUGUUUCAAAAAAAAAAAAAAAAACAUGUAUGCUUGAAUUAAAUCAACUGUAAACAAGUUGAUAGGUAGAAUUGAAACUGAGUCAUAAUCUCUAAGCCAGAACAGAUACACCCAAACAAUUACAAAUACAAAAAAAAUCUGUAGUUUCUGCAUUUGUCUAUUGAUCUAAUUCUUUACAUACACUUUCGCUGUUUGAUUUAAAAACUAAAAAAAUAAAACAUAUACAAUAAAAUUGAUGCAUACAAAUAAGAUACUUAUGUUCUCAUCAAGAAUCAUCAUCUGGAGAGUCAUCAAUGGGAUACCAGAAUCUAUUAAAGAACCACAUGGUGUCACCAUGACCAUCCACAGCGCAGCCAUCCUGGUUCAUGUGCCAACCAUAGUAAGCGUGUGUCCUGUUCUUUAUCGAGAAUAUAGCAUGUCCGAAGCUAGCUUCUCUGAAGGCAGAGUACUUAGGCUGAGAUUGCUUUUGAAUCCUUGACAAGUAUAUGUUAAUGUUGAUUUGGUUGCAUAAUAAUUAAGUUGAAAUCUGCGUUUUAUGCUUGAGUCGAUUAGGCUUCACUAUUAUCUUUCUUCUCCAUUCAACAUUGCCGUCUACGCUUCUCAGAACCUAAGAAAAGGAGAGAAGCUUAUCUUGUCAUCAGUGUUGAUUCCGUAAGCUCAGAAGCGUUGAACUUUUAAAUAAACUUUCAAUGAAGUCAUGAGCUUAAGAUUCCUUUCAUGGGUUUAUUUGUGGACCAAUGGUGAGGCUGGUGAAGUGAUGAAACGUGAUGAUGUUCCGGAUUGGCCUUUGUUAGCUACUUAUCUUAUAAGUGAAGCGUGUCUUCAGAAAGAUUCUGGAUGAUUUAAUUAUAUCUCUGCUCUUCCGAGAGAACCGUACUCGCUUUUAUACUGGUAACUUUGUUUUCUUAUUUUUCUUUUUUUUCUGUUACUGAACUUGAAAUAUUUUUUCCAGUUGAUGGCAUUAGUCUCAGCCUUUUUGUGUACUGUUUUUCAGGACUCGGACAUAACUUGAUAUGUACUUGGAAGCUUCACAGAUUCGAUAACGGACAAUCGAAAGAAUCACUAAUGUUGUUGGAACGUGAGAUAUUUUCUCUUUCCUUCUCUCAACUGCUAUUUGAUGUGUAGAACUUUACUUGAUGCACUCUCUCGCAUUUGUCCUUAGUGUGUGGGUGUGGUUAAAGACUGAUGGUUAUGUCCUGCAUCAGACACGGCUGAAAUUUUGAAGUUUCAAGAUGCACAAAUAUGUACGAGAUUACUGGUGAUCCGGUUCAUCCCCCAAACAACCAUUGAUGAAGUCAUCGACAAUGCUCCCGUCAUCAACCUCCAAACAUUCAUACUAAGGAGGUUUGACCAGCUCCAAGCUCUAAGAAACAUUGACUUAGAACUCCCUGGUUUGUUCCCCAUACAUUUGGUAAUUUAUUGUUCAAAUUAUUGUAUAUGAUUUGGUGCUGAAAUCUUAAGCCUUUCAUCACAUGGCAGAUGUUGUUGGGCAAAUUCAUGUUCAGUCCAAGGUUCUGACCUUAAGGACGCUGAAGCUAUGCCCCGAGUUGUGGUCCGUUUCAUUAUUGAACCGUAAGUGUACAAAGCCGUUAUUUUUCAACUCUAUUACUUAUGGAAUCCUUAACGUAAUAAGUUAUUACAAUUCACAUGACAGGACGGUGGUUGUGUACCUGUGUUUAUGGGAUGAUGCUGCAGAAAUGUUUAAGGGUCUCAUCAAUCAGGUGAUAGAACCCAGUCUGUCAUGGUGGUCAGUGGUCACUACCGUCAAUCCCAAAAUAUUUGGAGGUAACCUGUACAUCAACUCCACCCCAGCAGCGAAGUUUUAUUUUGACACUAACCUCCCAGCCAUUGCAGAGUUCACAGCCAGGUAACAACUCAUUAGGUCUCGCUGUUGACCAAAAUGAAAUCGUACACUAACUUAUCUGAUGAUACCAUUUGCUUCCAGGUUAGGAAGUCCAGUUUGAGAAGCUUUCCCCUGUAUCGAUACCAAGGAUGGGAUAAAAAGAAGGAACUUGUCUCAAUAAGAGAUCUAAACAAAUUCAUUUCCAAUUCUGAUGAGCAGGUAACAUUCAUGGUUCGUUUAAAAUGUGUUUUAGUUUGAGAUAAUAAAUUAUUAAAUAGUUAGUCUACUGUCUUGAUGAAGACACAGGAAGCGGAUUUCAUUUGCAAGGCUCGGGUUGUUGAGGUCCUGCAACAAAAUGGCUGGUCUUUUUUCUCUUGCACUGAAUGCAGCAGGAAGCUAGACAAAUCUGGCAGUCAAGACUUUUGAUACUCAAAGAUAUAUAAGAUAAGCCAUUGUUUUAAUCAUUAUGAUCACGGGGGUGUUUGCGGCCACUUAGCAAUCUUUUCCUAUUUUACAGACUUAGCAAUUUUUUUUCUAUUUCCAGUUUUUGUUUUUUGUUUUGCCAUUUACGGCAAAGUAACUACUCAUAGGAGAACAUUUGCUAAAUUUAAUAUUAUAAAAAAAGGGUUGACGUAAUAUUUAGUAUAGUCGAUAACAAAAUGCACAAAAGGUCAUUCAUAUAGUGAACCAUAUUACAGGUAAACAUGCAAAAUUGAGCUACACGAUGCCUUUGUGUUCACUCUCUUCUAUGCAUACAUUCAGUCAGGCCGAAGGCUGGACGGAUAAAAUUUUGAAAUUCAACACAGAAAAUAGUCAGAGAAAAAAAUAACAAGAAAACCUCAUAAAUUUUUUGACACAGACUAGCACUAACUUUCUUUUUUUUGUCAAACAGGCUAGCACUAACUAACAUAAGUUUUACCAACUGAAAUCCAACUACACGAACUCAAUUUAAAUUCGGUAUUAGUUGAAACGUAUACAAUACUCGCCCAAAAAAAUACCUAUACUUAAAUUAUUGAUCUAUGUUUCCUAAUAAUAUAAAAGCGUGGAUAUAUUAACAUAUACAUCAAUCUCUACGACUAUACUAACCUUCAUCAACAAUACAAUACAAGAAAUUUUUACUUCUAUUAUAAAUCUCUACGACUAUACUAACCAAAACACUUGACUCCACUUCCCAUAACAUUUUUAAGCUACAACAACACAUAUUUGUCAUUGUAGACAACACAGAAAAAACAAAAUUUAGAAGAAAAAUAACAAACGACAAAAUUCCGCGUACAAAACUACACAAUGCAUCAACAACAUACCAGUUCCGUGCUUACGCGGAGGAUAUACCCCUAGUUAUAGUAAUACGUAAAUGUGUUUGAUUCUCCACUCAAAAAAGCUAACGCAUAUAAGAGUUUAACAUAAGAAGACAGAAAAUCAUCUUAUGGGAUAUGCUAUCACCAAAUAAGUAAAAACCAUGAUAACUAAUAAAUUAGUCUACUAAAAAAAAGUUAAAUCCAAAAUGAUUAAAUAAGAUUCUAUAUUAAACUUUACAUAUUUUAAUAAAAAAAAUUAUGAGUUAAAAUAACUAAUCAUAAAACUAUAACCAUAUUAAAAGCAAUUUACAUAUAAAGUUAUAAA